UCCGUGAGUCGCGCGUCGAUAGUGUUAAUGCACUAACACUUCAUAUCUUGACUUUGGAUUAUUUAUAUCGUAAUAUGUGAUUAUUCAUAUCUUGAUAUCACAUAUCAAGAUAUGAAUAAUCCAAAGUUAAGGUGAAUUAGAUCAUAUAUCAAGAUAUAAAUGAUACAAAGUGCGUAUGAAAUGAUGUACGAGCAGCGAGGCAAUUGCACAAUGUGAUGCUACUAGUUGAAUUAUAUAGAUUUAUAGAAGUCUAAAAAAACUUUCAUUUAACAAACAUAACAAUAGAACUAGAACUUUAUUAUCUCAUGGGGAGGAAUAUUUUUCCGUUGACAAUCUUCUAUAUGUAUACUCAAACAUUUUAAUGAUAUUCAAAAUCAAGAGCGGAAACAUAGUUCACCUCUGAUAAGAAAGAGGAUUUAACAAUGAUAUAUCACUAUCUAACGGCUGAUAUGAUCUGCAAAACUGUUGACAUUACACUGUUCAGUACUAACAGAAUUUGACAAGUUCAUUCAUAAGAUGUAAAAAUCUUGUUUUUGAAAAACAAGAGAGAGGUAGACCUCCCGCAGUCGGCCUCUGAGGCACUGAUAUAUAAAUGCAUGUAUUCUCCCAAGCUGAAUCUUGCACGUUAUCCGGAUGGGGAAUUUUACAUAAUUGCAACAUUUCAUAUAAGUGGGAAAUUACAACUAACGUGUGCGUUAUAUGUAACACACACGAUAUAUUACCUGUUACAAUCCGUUUUAUUAUGGCAAUGUAACAGUUAUGUAACUGUAUUUGCUGGGAAGUAUGUGACAUGCAAUCUAUUGAUGAUAUUGUGGACUCAAAUGACAGAUACAGUAAUCGAGAAAAGCAAAUCGACCAUGAGAUUAUCAUCAGAUAAAGCGGACGUAAAUGUCAAUUCUUCUGAGAAAAGUUAUGAGAAUAACGUCAUAACCACGUGAUUGAUAUCAGUCUUUCAACUACUUCAGAAAUAUAUAAA
Vollenhovia emeryi is the source of this 976-nucleotide messenger RNA. RefSeq lists its product as uncharacterized. Bases 597 to 938 code for a protein of 113 amino acids. The record is from RefSeq and is a predicted model, not a curated record. The transcript is spliced from 3 exons. Lineage: Eukaryota; Metazoa; Arthropoda; Insecta; Hymenoptera; Formicidae.